AUUCAAUCUGUGGUUGUGGACAGCGGAAGUGCAGAGAACUGCGCGUGCAUGUAUGUGUGUACAGAAAUAAUGACGCGUACCUUCCUGUUAAAUCUGACCUGUCUGCUCGUUUAGACUUGUGCGGUUUGUGUUAUUUGUUAGGUUUGUGUUAUGUGUAGAUAUUGCGUGUUUUGUUCAGAGAGGCAGAGGACAGCUGCAGCUUUUACACAUCAGCAGCACAUCAGCUGUUACUGCACAACACCAUAAAGAUGAGCCACGAGCACAGUAAAUGAUCUGUUUGACAGCCAUCUACAAGCGACAUCAUGAAUUUGGUCCGUCUUGUGUGUCGCCAUAAGACAGCCCUGGCCCUCACUUUCCUAUUCCUGUUUGCCGUCGUCCUCCUUUUCCUCGCCAAAUGCACAUCCGAGACGCUCAAGCCACCUGAUUCCCCAGGCAUGGCACCACGGCCUGAGUCACGACAGAAGCAUCCUGCGGGGUCUUCUCAUGCCAAAGACCUCUCAGCUUUCCUGGUGGUUCUCAUCACCACGGGCCCGAAGUACACCGAACGUCGCAGUAUAAUCCGGAGCACCUGGCUGACUAAGCACGAUCCCGAUGUGCUCUAUUGGUUCGUCAUCGGUACCGAGGGUCUACCGGCUGAGGACCUCCAAAACCUCGAAACCGAGCAGGUCCGUCACCACGACCUCCUCUUGCUCCCCGACCUCCGGGAUUCUUACGAGAACCUUACGCAGAAGCUGCUACACAUGUACUCGUGGUUGGACCAGAACGUGGACUUCAGGUUCGUCCUGAAGGCCGAUGACGACACCUUCGCUCGUUUGGAUCUUCUCAAGGAGGAAUUGAAGACAAAGGAACCCAGCCGCCUCUACUGGGGUUUCUUCUCUGGUCGCGGGAGAGUGAAAACGGCCGGGAAAUGGAAGGAAAGUGCCUGGGAGCUGUGUGAUUACUACUUACCCUACGCUUUGGGUGGGGGUUACAUACUGUCUUCUGACCUCGUGCACUACGUCCGGCUGAAUGUGGGGUUUCUGAAGACGUGGCAGAGCGAGGAUGUGUCUUUGGGGGCGUGGCUGGCCCCCGUGGACGUAAAACGAGUUCACGAUCCCCGCUUUGAUACGGAGUACAAGUCGCGUGGAUGCAGCAAUAAGUAUCUGGUCACUCACAAGCAAAGUUUAGAGGACAUGUUGGAGAAACAUCAGACGUUACAGAGGGACGGGCGUCUGUGCAAGGAGGAAGUCAAACUGAGGCUCUCAUAUAUUUACGACUGGGGCGUUCCACCUUCCCAGUGUUGCCAGCGCAAAGAUGGCAUCCCGUGAUCUUAACCAUUAUCAGUCACUAUUUAUUUAUUUAUUGUCAAUGUUGUGUUUGUUGACCUGAAAUUGUACCUUUUGAAAAGGAUGUUUUAACUUGUUAUGGUUGGAGAAUGGUGUAUGUGAGAUGUUUUAUGCUGCCUAUGAGGUCAGUUUACUGUUUGUGCCAUCGUAUGACUCUAGGAUUUUGGCUUAAGUGGUCUCUGUUUUGCUGUAUUGUCUGCUUAAACUUUAUUCUUUGUGUGAUGUCCACUGAUUGAAUUUCAUUGUCCAUUCAUUGUACUUUUAUUUACACGUGACACACCCCAAAACGGCUAAUUUUUGCUCACACCUACAAAGUGGCAAUUUUAACAUGUUAUAAUAAAUUAUAUUUAUGAUAUUUUGAGCUAGAAUUUCACAUAUGUACUCUGGGGACACCAAAUUUGACAUCUUAAAAAAGUCUUGUGAAAUGUCCAUUUUAAAUGUUUCUUUUAUGUUGUUUUUGUUUCUACGCUGCAUCACAUUUCCUUUAUCAUUAAUGUGACCUCGGAGAUGCUGAAAGAAAAGAUUUGUUGCAUAAUUUGAAUCUGCAGGGACCUGCCGAUACCUUGAGUGUAUUUAUUCAAAACUGACAUCACAGUCUUUUACUCGCUUGUUUUUUAUGCACCUGUGCCAGCGCUUUGUGCAAUUAUAUUGUAACGUACUGUAACGUUUUAGUAUGUAUUGUGACAUGAGUUAAAAUGUGUUCCUCAGUUGGUAGAGCGUUAGCAGCGCAGAAGGUUUUGGGUUCGAUUCCCAGGGAACACACAUACUGAUAAAAAUGUGUAUAGACUGAAUACAUUUCAAGUCACUUCGGAUAAAAGCAUCAAUCGAAUGCAUAAAUGUUACAUGCUGGUUGUUGGCCCAAUGCUACUUCUUGGCAUUUAAAUAUUUUUUACAGUAUUGUAAGGUCAGGAAAUACUUUGCACAGCUUCAGUAUUGUUAUUUAUGGGCGAUGUUGAAAAAAAAAUUACAAAUCAGCAAAAAUAGCAAAAUAAAGAUACAGAGGGUUAAGCAACUCAGCAUAGGUUAAAUUACAACCCAGCAGGUUACUUUUGUCACUUUUUGAUCCAAAGCUGGGUUGAAAAUAACAACCCAGGAACUGCUAAAUUGAAUUAGUUAAAUGUAUAAUUUGAGUUUAAACAAAAUGGCUAACCAUUUGUGACUAACCAGCAGUUCAGGAUGUAACCCUCCAAAAUGGGACAGAUAAAGCUGCACCUGGCCUUCAGUCAGUUGACAAGUCACACAGCUGGCGUUUUCUAAUGGACAGAGAGUUGGUUGCAUAUAAUUUAUUGUUAGAUAUACUGACUGUUUGUUUGUGUAAGCCAUAUAUCCUUUCAAGAAAAUAAGAAAGGGCUGGAAAAUAGGCUACCUGGUUUUUGGUUCUUGUGUACCAUUCUGUCUGAAACAACCUAAUGCAUUUAAUGUACCUAUAGCUACUUUCACAUCUUUUAUUAUUAGUUUACAGUUAUUUCGUUUUUAUUCUUUUGAGUCAUAAAGUAAUUUAAGACAAAAUGUGAAAAUACAUGUACAAUUGAAGAUUGAUGUUGUCCACAAUAAACACAUCAUUUGUCUUAUUAUUGA
Molecule: messenger RNA, 2903 nt
Organism: Misgurnus anguillicaudatus (oriental weatherfish)
Lineage: Eukaryota; Metazoa; Chordata; Actinopteri; Cypriniformes; Cobitidae
Gene: b3galt6
Product: UDP-Gal:betaGal beta 1,3-galactosyltransferase polypeptide 6
Biological process (GO): glycosaminoglycan biosynthetic process; protein O-linked glycosylation
Cellular component (GO): Golgi membrane
Molecular function (GO): galactosylxylosylprotein 3-beta-galactosyltransferase activity
Source: RefSeq, a predicted model, not a curated record